This is a messenger RNA of Linderina pennispora, 975 nucleotides long. RefSeq lists its product as uncharacterized. The coding region runs from base 236 to 871 and encodes 211 amino acids. Lineage: Eukaryota; Fungi; Kickxellomycota; Kickxellomycetes; Kickxellales; Kickxellaceae. The transcript has 2 exons. The record is from RefSeq and is a predicted model, not a curated record.
GGUGCGCUGCAUUUGCGGCUUUGGCAGCGAGCGCAACAGCGUGGUGGUGCUGUGCGCUGACGGCACUGCACAGAAAUACUCGUUCGACUCGUACCGCGGCAGCUGCAUCCGGGAAUGGUACCGCAAGUUUAUUUAAUCCCCCGUCUCUUUAGUCCCGAUGUUUACUAACGAGCUCUGCAUGCUGUGCAUUUUCCUCGCCCAUUAUUUGUGGUUCUGCUCCGGAUGAUGGUGUCAUAUGCCGAAACCGGGUCGCUGGUCCCAUGGCCCCAUGCCUGCCAAUCCUACCUGUCAUUGUCGUUUCUCGUUUUUUUUUUUUGUUGCAUUGAUGGCGGCGUCAUAUUAUAUUGAGGUGCUUGACAACCUGGGCCUGGUUGACAUAUAUGUCAAACUCGACCAGCAUGUCCACCAGAGCGAUAUUCUUUUGGUCGACGACAGCACAUUGCGGUUGAACAUAGCAACCACGCUUGUACUGCCAGCAUCUGUCAACGCUGCACGUGCCACCACCAGCACUCUGCCCGCCAAGAAUGGUAGCAGCUGGCUGCGCAUGCGCGCGCCCAUCAGCCGCUCCACAAACCACCUCCAGCACCUGAAAAGCGCCGUUCCUUUGAGCCAAAUCGACGGCCCGAUUUCUGCAGACUCCGUGCGCGGAUUCACGGCCAUCUGCUGCCGCAGCUGCCGCAGCCAGCUUACCCACAGCGCCAGGGAUGUGGUUGUGCGCGAUCUGCCGUCGACGUACUGGAGCGAGCUGGUUGAAUGCUGGGUGUGCCAUCCGGAAGAAGACAAGCUGAGGAUCAAUCCCGAUUUGCUGCACUUGUUCGAGCCGGACACCGGCAAGGUGGCCUGCCAGGAGGCUGAAAGCAAGGGGGGCUGAUGUGUGGGUGGGUAAUACCCAUUUGCUGGCGCCCGGGUCGCUGUUUAGGGAAUUGCCGACGCGAAAUGUCGAGCUCGACAAGAAGGGUGAGGGUCAGAUCCUGC